Molecule: messenger RNA, 930 nt
Organism: Helianthus annuus (common sunflower)
Lineage: Eukaryota; Viridiplantae; Streptophyta; Magnoliopsida; Asterales; Asteraceae
Product: malignant T-cell-amplified sequence 1-A
Exons: 8
Coding region: 146-691 (181 amino acids)
Biological process (GO): formation of translation preinitiation complex
Molecular function (GO): RNA binding
Source: RefSeq, a predicted model, not a curated record
GGUAUCCGAUGAUAUUUGAAUCCACGCACCCGGAAAACCUUCUGAGAUUCCAGAUCAAAGCCUUCAACACUGCUACCAUUAGCCUAGCAACGACGCGCUGCUUAAACCCUACAAACAAAGAAUCCCUAGGGUUUCAUCGAUUGAAAUGUUCAAAAAGUUUACCUCAGAAGAUGUAUCAGGGCAAAAUCAAGUCAAAGCUUCUGUGCAAAGAAAAAUUCGACAAAGUAUUGCUGAUGAGUACCCAGGAUUAGAACUAGUUUUGGAUGAUCUGCUUCCGAAGAAGUCUCCGCUCAUUGUUGCUAAAUGUCAAAAUCAUCUGAAUCUGGUUGUGGUGAACAAUGUGCCACUGUUUUUCAACAUACGGGAUGGGCCCUAUAUGCCUACGCUACGUCUUCUUCAUCAAUAUCCAACCAUUAUGAAGAAACUACAAGUGGACAGGGGCGCAAUAAAAUUUGUUCUUGCUGGCGCAAAUAUCAUGUGUCCUGGUCUUACAUCUCCUGGAGGGGUCUUAGAUGAGGAAGUGGGUGCAGAAACACCAGUGGCUAUAAUGGCUGAAGGGAAGCAACAUGCUCUUGCUAUUGGCUUUACAAAAAUGUCAGCAAAAGAUAUAAAGGCAAUCAACAAGGGUAUUGGUGUGGAUAAUAUGCAUUAUCUUAACGAUGGUCUUUGGAAGAUGGAACGUCUAGAUUGAGUUUGCAUCCUUCUCUUUUUUAGGUUCUCUUACUCUUUCCAUGUAAGUUUUUAGCCAGCCUGAACGAACGUUGGCGAGACUUGUUUGUCUUAUUGUAUUCGUAUACUUGUAUUUUGGACUCCAUGAUUGUUUGAUCUUUUUUGUUUUCCUUUGGUUUAUGUGACAUUUUUGCUCUUAUAACUCUUUGGUCCUGGGUUACUAACUCCAUGGUUAUAGCUCAUUUGAGAGUGAUUUGUUUA